AUGGUUUGUGCAGUUAUAGGAAAAUUGUAUUUCAGGCGUGUUCUUUACAUUGCCACCAUCGAGAAAGCCUCAGGAUUGGUGAACUCACUUCUUGAAAAUGGCCGAAUUGAAGAACUUGGCUUAGUUGUUACAGAUGAACUUCACAUGAUGGGGGAAGGCGGUGGCCGGGGUGCAAUACUGGAAGGGACACUCACAAAGUUACGAUAUGCUGGACCAAAAGUUCAGCUUGUAGCAAUGAGUGCUACAAUUGGAAAUCUACAAGAAAUGGCCUCUUUUCUUGAUGCAAAACUUUAUACCGGAAACUUUAGACCAGUGGCAUUAACUGAAUUUGUAAAGAUUGGGGACCAAAUUUGGGAGUUGAACACCUCUGCCAAGACAGAAGACGAACUAUUGUACAAACAGCGUUUAUGUUGCUUCCCAUACACCAGAGAACAAAAACAGUUAGAUACUGACAUGAUUGGUGGUCUGGUGGGAGAGGUUGUUCCUGAUCAUUCAUGUAUUGUUUUCUGCCCAACCCGUCGGAAUUGUGAGACGUUGGCUGAACUUAUUUGUCAGAUCUUACCCAGGACGAUAACAAAGAUAAAACGCACAGAAAAGGUUUCUCUUUACCGUGCAGUUGUUGAAGAAGGUGGAGGCAAAGUUUGUCCAACAUUAAGGAAGACCAUUCCAUUUGGUGUUGCCUAUCAUCAUUCAGGUCUGACAGAAGGAGAGCGUCGCUUGAUUGAAGAGGGAUAUCUCACUGGCACAUUAUGCUGUGUAUGUUGCACCUCAACCCUAGCUGCUGGAGUUAAUCUUCCUGCUCGAAGGGUAAUUAUUCGUUCUCCAUACACGGGCAGUGACUUCUUGACACCAUCACGAUACAAACAAAUGGUAGGAAGAGCUGGACGAGCAGGGCUUGACAGUUGUGGAGAGAGUUUUUUAAUCUUACAGAAAAAAGAUAUCAAACUUGUAAGUAGUAAUGCAUGUACUGUUUGGUCUUAUUUCACUGCCUCAUCCACAUUGGGUUUAGGGAUAGCUACUUCCUUGGCAAAUCUCAAGAAAUUAGUUUCAAUGUCACUUCUUGCAGCCCAUCCUGGUGGUAACCAAGUGGAACUGGAAAACAAGGUAACCCAGAUACUCGAGAAUCUGCGGAUAAAAGGCUUAGUGCGAAUCAAAAACUUUACUUGUGAAAAUGAAGUAACAGUUGCCAAGAUUAACUGGAGAUUCUAUGCCCAGGUUAUUAAUAGACCUAUAUCUGAUGGUGAUGAACUCGCUGCUAGUCGACUGGGACAUGCAGCAAUUAAAGGAAACAUCGAUCUUGAUUUGGCAAGUUGUCUGUAUAGUGAUCUCAUCACGGCCCGGGAAAACCUUGCUGUGAAUUGUUACUUGCAUCUCCUGUAUCUGGUUGUUCCUUAUGACAUUGUAAGCAGUGUAAAAGUUGUCCCAGAUGUGUUUUUACAAAGCAGGGCCUUAAAUGCUGUCAAAUAUGGUAUAUGUUGUUUCACUAGGCUUUGGAGGUCUGUUGUUGACGUUGUAAUCCUGACCAGGGCAUCUGGUGCCAAGGUUAAAUCAACAGACAUCACUGCUGGUAACUCUCAUGGCAUGUUCAUGCUUUAUGGAUAUAUGGAAAUGGAUCAUGUUGUACCUGAUGUUAGCUUUUCAAAAAAGUUUCUUAUGCUGGGUGAUGAAGAACUGAAGGUGGCAAGAUUGCUUGGCAUAACAGAAGGAGUUUUAAUCAAGUUAACAAUGGGUCAAAGGAGUAAGAAAACAUCAGAAAAUGUUCUACAGCGGUUCUACGUUGCACUUAUUUUGUAUCAGUUAUGGCUGGGAACUGGAAUAUGGGAAGUUAGUGACCAUUUCCAUAUGCAUCGUGGCUUCACCCAGCAGCUCUUACUAGCGUCCUCAUCUUUUUCUUCUUGUGUUCAGCAUUUUUGUCAGGAACUGGAAGAGUUAUGGGCAUUUCGUGACUUACUCUGCACCUUUUCAAGACAGUUAACAGGAUGCUGUUCUUUAGAACUCCUUCCACUGCUUGAUCUUCCAGGCGUUAAAAUGGGGCGAGCUAAGAUGCUGUAUAAAGCUGGAUUUCAUACUCUUCAUGAUGUUGCCAAUGCUGAACCAAGAUCUCUGGUUGAAAGUGUAGAGCAUCUACCUUACCGAACAGCUACACAGAUUAUUAGUUCUGCAAAGAUGCUUUUACUAGAAAAGGCAGAGUCAUUGCAAGGAGAGGCAGAAGAGGUACUAUUGGGACUACAUGAGCUACCUCCAGUUGUAAGUGAUGGCACAGGCACAGCUUCCUGAUGUUUUCUGUAUUGCCUUCCAG
Messenger RNA from Macrobrachium nipponense, 2299 nucleotides. RefSeq names its product helicase POLQ-like. Lineage: Eukaryota; Metazoa; Arthropoda; Malacostraca; Decapoda; Palaemonidae. The record is from RefSeq and is a predicted model, not a curated record. The transcript has 21 exons. Gene Ontology annotation, molecular function: ATP binding; nucleic acid binding. Bases 1 to 2277 code for a protein of 758 amino acids.